AUAUGAAAAAUAGUUAUCAUGAUAAAUUAAAAAAUGAGGUGUAAAAGAUUGCUCUAUUAUCCUUCUAUCCAAAACUCAUAACUGAAAUAGUAUAAAUAUGAGUGAGAUUCAAUGGUUAUUGAGGCAACACAUCUACAUCCUUCUUAAUUCAAUAUGGCUAUUAUCAUUCCUUCAACAAUGGAACCUCUUUCUUUCAAGGUUUUCACCCUCAUUGCCUCUUCUGCAUUGGACAAAUUCAUGAAAAUUAUGGAGACAAUUUUCUUGGCUGUAUUCGUUUUUGUUCUAGCACUAGGAGGUUCGAUAAUAGGAACAAUAGGAGGAGCUAUCAAAGGACAAACUACAGAAAUUGGUUUUGUUGAUGGAGCUUGCAGAGGAGCCAUUGCAGGAGCCAUUGCAGCCAUAGAGUUUAUGCCUUUUGUUUCUCUUGCUCAGCCUUUUUCCAAGGUAGCUUUGUUGACAAGUUUGUUAAAUGGAAAAGUGUUCAUGGAAUGGAUAUGUCCAACUGUUGCACAAGCUUAUAUAAAUUCAUUAGAAGCAACCUAUGGAGGAGUGGUUUCAGAUAUUAAUGAGAGCAUGGGAGUUAAAGGAAUGUCACAAACUUGUAUUAUGAAACUUCCAUUUCAUACUUUCAACUCCUCCGACAAAAUCAUGAAACUAUACAAUGAUUCAUGCUGCUCCAUUUGCUUCCAGGAUUUAGAGGAUGGAGAAUUGGUGAGAAUACUUUCAAAAUGUUGUCACGUUUUUCAUCUAGAAUGCAUUGACAAGUGGCUACUACAACAAGGAUCGUGUCCCAUUUGUAGAACUUACAUUCUUGAAUAGUUUUGUUUUUGUUGUAAAAUCUGUUUGUUUUUUUUGUGUGUGUUUCAAGAGAAGCUUUAACUUUAUUGUAUGGUGGCGUUGGAUCAUAAGAGAAGCAAAGAUGCGCCAACAUUAGUUUUGUAUGUAUCCUUUAGAAAAAGAUUGAGUAUAUAAGUUUGUUUUUAUGAUAACUUGGCAUGUGACUUAAAGUAGAGUCCAGAACUCUGUUUCUGACUACACAGACUUUGUAACAGGAUGAAAUAUCAUAACCAUUAUAAUCGCAUAAUGGUUUGGUGUGGUACAUUUUAACUUUUAUAUAAAUGAACCAUUAUUAAUAGAA
Molecule: messenger RNA, 1138 nt
Organism: Lathyrus oleraceus (garden pea)
Lineage: Eukaryota; Viridiplantae; Streptophyta; Magnoliopsida; Fabales; Fabaceae
Product: NEP1-interacting protein 2
Exons: 4
Coding region: 154-819 (221 amino acids)
Source: RefSeq, a predicted model, not a curated record